Molecule: messenger RNA, 6502 nt
Organism: Lemur catta (Ring-tailed lemur)
Lineage: Eukaryota; Metazoa; Chordata; Mammalia; Primates; Lemuridae
Gene: ATXN7L1
Product: ataxin 7 like 1
Exons: 13
Coding region: 28-2919 (963 amino acids)
Source: RefSeq, a predicted model, not a curated record
AACACUCAAUGUCGGAACGUUCCGAAGAUGACGUCGGAGCGUUCUCGAAUCCCGUGUCUCUCGGCUGCUGCUGCCGAAGGAACAGGGAAAAAGCAACAAGAAGGAAGAGCAAUGGCGACACUGGAUCGCAAAGUGCCCAGUCCGGAGGCGUUUCUGGGCAAACCCUGGUCCUCCUGGAUCGACGCCGCCAAAUUACACUGCUCCGACAAUGUAGAUUUAGAAGAGGCUGGAAAAGAGGGUGGAAAAAGCAGGGAGGUUAUGAGGCUUAAUAAAGAAGAUAUGCACUUGUUUGGCCAUUAUCCAGCACAUGACGACUUCUAUCUCGUAGUGUGCAGUGCCUGUAAUCAGGUCGUCAAGCCACAGGUUUUCCAGUCGCACUGCGAGAGAAGACAUGGUUCAAUGUGUAGACCUUCUCCCUCUCCCGCGUCUCCAGCCUCCAAUCCCAGGACAUCACUAGUACAGGUGAAAACAAAAGCCUGUCUCAGCGGCCAUAACUCUGCCAGCAGCACCUCAAAGCCAUUCAAAACGCCCAAAGACAAUCUACUUACCUCCAGCAGCAAACAGCACACAGUCUUUUCUGCAAAAGGAUCAAGGGAUAAACCAUGCGUUCCGGUUCCUGUAGUCAGUUUAGAGAAAAUUCCUAACCUAGUGAAGGCAGAUGGUGCCAAUGUCAAAAUGAACUCUACGACCACUACUGCAGUUGCCGCCUCCUCCACCCCGUCCUCUGCUGUCUCCGCCCCUCCUUUAAUUAAGCCGGUCCUGAUGUCCAAAUCAGUGCCACCUUCACCCGAGAAGAUCUUAAAUGGCAAAGGAAUUCUGCCAGCUACCAUAGACAAGAAACACCAAAAUGGCACCAAAAACAGCAACAAGCCUUACAGGAGACUUUCAGAGAGAGAAUUUGACCCAAAUAAACACUGUGGAGUAUUGGAUCCCGAGACAAAGAAACCUUGCACAAGAUCCCUCACCUGCAAGACACAUUCGCUAAGCCAUCGGAGGGCAGUCCCCGGCCGGAAAAAGCAAUUUGACCUCCUCCUGGCAGAACACAAAGCCAAGUCCCGGGAAAAAGAAGUGAAAGAUAAAGAGCAUCUCCUGACUUCCACAAGGGAAAUACUUCCAAACCCAUCCGGGCCAGCGCAGGAUUCUCUGCCAGGAUCUUCAGGGAGCUCUGGGCCAGAACCAAAAGUUGCAUCCCCUGCAAAAUCCAGGCCACCUAACUCUAUACUUCCCAGACCGUCAUCUGCAAACAGCAUAAGCAGCAGCACGUCUUCAAAUCACAGCGGCUACACUCCAGAGCCCCCUCUGCCCCCAGUCGGAGCUGACCUUGCCAGCCGACUGUCCAGUGAUGAAGGGGAGAUGGACGGAGCCGACGAAUCCGAGAAACUAGACUGUCAGUUCUCCACACACCACCCCAGACCUCUCGCGUUUUGCUCAUUCGGCAGUCGCCUCAUGGGACGCGGGUACUAUGUGUUUGAUAGAAGAUGGGAUCGUUUUCGAUUCGCGCUAAACUCCAUGGUAGAAAAACACUUGAAUUCACAGAUGUGGAAGCACAGAAGCCCGAGCCACAGGGCAUCAGGUCCCUCCCCCCUGUUCAGGACUUGCCUAACCAAUCUGCUGUCACUGAGCAACAUUGGGGCUGCCUGGGUGUCAACUCUGGAGAGCGUAGCACCCCGCUGCCCUCUCAACCUCGCUGCCCAAACCCCAGGCCCCGACGGGCCCGAACCUGGAGGGAUGGCAGCCGAUGGGGGCGUGGAAGACAUUAGGAAGAAAAGGAACGGCCAAGACUCUUUUUUCUUUAACAAGCAUUUAACUCUGCAUCAGGAGACGCCAACACAGUAUUCUCUUUCAGCCAGGAAGAUCCCUCCUGCGGCAGAUAGCCCCCUGCCCUCGCCAGCAGCCCACAUCACCACCCCUGUUCCAGCAUCCGUUUUGCAGCCUUUCAGCAACCCCAGUGCUGUGUAUCUUCCUUCAGCUCCCAUCAGCUCGAGACUCACCUCUUCUUACAUAAUGACAUCAGCCAUGCUCUCAAACGCAGCUUUUGUGGCAUCGCCGGACCCGAGCGCCCUCAUGCCCCACACCACAGCUUUCCCUCAUGUGGCCGCAACCCUCAGCAUCAUGGACUCAACCUUCAAGGCCCCAUCCGCCGUGUCCCCGAUACCAGCCGUCAUCCCUUCCCCAUCCCACAAGCCAUCCAAAACCAAAACCAGCAAAUCCUCAAAAGUCAAAGACCUGUCUGCCCGUAGCGACGAGUCUCCAAGUAACAAAAAGAGGAAGCCGCAGUCUUCGACUUCCUCCUCCUCCUCUUCCUCCUUGUCCUUGCAGACACCCCUCUCGUCUCCACUGUCAGGGCCCCACAAAAAGAACUGUGUUUUGAACGCCAGUUCAGCUUUGAACUCCUAUCAGGCGGCCCUUCCCUAUAACAGUCUGUCUGUGCACAACUCAAACAACGGGCUGAGCCCACUCAGUGCCAAACUGGAGCCCUCAGGACGGACCUCGCUGCCCGGCAGCCCCGCGGACAUAGUGAGACAGGUGGGCGCGGUGGGAGGCAGCAGUGACUCCUGCGCCCUCUCUGUGCCCUCCCUCGCGCUCCACGCAGGGGACCUCUCUCUGGCCUCACACAAUGCCGUGUCUUCUCUGCCCCUCUCUUUUGACAAAUCAGAAGGAAAAAAGCGUAAGAACUCGAGUUCUAGUAGCAAAGCCUGUAAAAUCACUAAAAUGCCUGGUAUGAAUAGCGUUCACAAAAAGAACCCGCCCGGCCUUCUUGCACCGGUGCCCGAGCCCGUUAACAGCACCUCCUCUCGGCAGGUUGGGAAAAAUAGCAGCCUAGCUUUGUCACAAUCCAGUCCUUCAAGCAUAUCCAGCCCAGGACACAGCCGACAGAAGAACACAAACAGAAUGGGCAGGAUAAGGACUCUUCCAUAACAAGACUAUGAAGCCACUUCCAAACCAAUUCCAGGCCCCCUGAUCCCACCCCAGGAGGCCGUGGGGAGGAGGAGGGAGGGGAGUGGGCCAUGGGGGAGAGUCUAUUUCCUCUGCCCUGCCUGUGGCUCUGGCCUUUCUUCUUCUGCUUUUUUUUUUUUUUUUUUCUUCAAUUGACCAGUUUUUAGUUUUGAAGAAACAGGCAAAAGAACGUGAAUUUGAGAUUUACAGAAAACAACACCAGUGUUUUGUUUCUGUUGUCUUUCCUUUCAUUUGCCACAUAAUUUAUACAUUCUUCCAAAUUUGGGGUACUCUCUUAGCUCCUGAUGCUGCUACUGCAUCAUCAUCUUGCUCCACCCAUGCGAGCAGACAUGGCAGAACAUCAGUUCUGGGUUGGCACUGCCUGAAGCUCUUGAACUUGAGCACACACAGAGUCCUUUUCCUUCCUUGUCCUCUCCACCAGAUCCCUCCCUCCCAUCCCUCCACCUGCCACUCACUGGGUCCCCACCGCCCCCGGAAGGAACUGGCUCUUACAGCCUCCCCUCUGGACUGCAUGCAGGGGGAGGUAAUUUUGCUGGGGAGAAGCUGAAAGCAGAGAGACAGGUGGGAGGGUCGGGAGGUGCCCUCAUCAGGUUUCUACAGCCCACCAUGGCUGGAGCCUAAUGCUAGGGGCACAAUUGAGAACAGCUCCAUUUCAUGAUGUGGCUUACGCAUUUCCACUGUCCGGCUGUGCAGCUCAGAAAGGAGACACCAGGUCAGGGACAGGGGCUGGACUGGGUCUGGGAGGGUGGCAGGAAGCAGAGCUGGGAGGUAGGGGACAAUCAAUCCCUCAAAAGAUGGUGGGAACCCAGUGACUGUGGUGGUCCGAGCUUGUUGGGAAUCUACCGAAUCCCUUCCAGGGCACAGUGUGCAAGUGCCCAAAGCAGGAUGAGCCAGAAAGGGAGAAAUCCCAGGAAAAAGGCCAUGAGAACCCAGAAAGCCACUCCCUGAGGAGGCAUGGUGACCACACACAGCUGCUGCAGGUUCUCAAGGUGCCCUCCGGGCUAGGAAGGGUCCUCUGGGGAAAGCUUCCUUGGAGAAUUACGUGUCAAACCCCCUGUGAGAAUAAAUACUAGCGUUUCCCACCCACCCCCGUGGCCUGGGCCACAGGCACCCGGCGGGAUCAGCACAGCCAUUGACCAGCAUGUGCUACAUGACCAGAUGCCCCCACUCAGAGACAGCCAUCCCCAAGAAGGCAUGGGAAGGACGAGCCACUGCUUAGUGACCAGGAGCCAUUUGGAAGAGCCGGGACAGAGCCGUUGGAACCCAGCAGCUACAGAAACAUUCACACUGGGGUUUUGAAAGAAACAGCAAUACCAUAAGCUCUAAUAGGGAGUCAUAAUCAGGAAAGGAGUUAACAAUAUAAAAUAGGUGUUCUGUAACUUUGCAUACGGGAUGGAGCAGAGCCACUAGGAGAUUUGCUUCAUCCUUAGAUCAGAAAUGAAUGCUAGUUUUACAGCUGGGCACAACCCUCGUCCCCACCCUGACGCUUUCCUUUCCUUUCCCGUCCCUUUCCCGUCCCCCAACCCAAAGAUCAGACUACUGUUAAGUCUCACCUUAUGACUGGAAUCUGCAAAGACGGGAGGCAAACGGAGUGAUUUGCAUCAAUGGAAUUGCACUGACAGUGUUUCUUAUAGGAUUACUAAAUUUUUUAGUAUAAAAUGAAGAUUUUUUUAAAAAUCAGGAGUUGAUAUUAAGUAUCAGAACAUUAGUUCGGAUGAUUUCAUUUUUAUUUCUACAGUGUUAAAAGUGCACUUAUAUGCUGGUUUAUUUACAUCUUGGGAAAAAGAGACUGCAAAUUGAACGGACGAUUGUUACUUUUUCUUUUUUUAAAAAAAGAAGGUUAAGGCAGAUUUUAAGACUUAUAAAUGUUUAAGAAAUUAUAAACAAGGUUAGACCCUUUGGAAAAAAGCUUAGAAGAUAUUCUUAAAGUAAAUUUUUAUAGUGUUAAUUUUGUAAUAAUUUAUGUUUUACUAUAUUACAGAGCUAACUGACCAGAAUAGUUUCAGAAACAAUAUGAAACUUAGGAAAGUUUAAGCAAUGUUUAUAUUUUUAAAAUGUUCUUUGAAUUAUGUUUUUAAUUGUACAUUUCUUCAGACUGAAAAGUAUGUACAUAUCUUUGUUAUUUUUGCACAAUUUUUGUCUUGUUCGGUUUCAGAAGUCUGUUGUUUUUUAUAAUUUAUUUUGAGUUGUAAAACUCACGGGAGUAAACACAAAACAAAACAAAAUCUCAGCAACAAAAUAACCCUCUGAUUUAUAAACUGUUGUAUUCGAGGAGGGAAAACAAAGGUUGGGAGAUUCCGUGGCCGCUCCUGAGAAAUAAUGUCUCAACAGAGACCGAAGGAGCCAUUCAGCUUAAACAUUGUGGCUCUCUCCAUCUGGAAUUGGAAGCCAGAAUAAAGAGGCUCCCCAUCGAAUGCUGCUUACUUUGUUGAAAGACUGGCUGUGACCAAGGUGAGGACAUUUCUGGAAAACUGAGCAAAAAAGGGAAACCCACAGCAUUUCUUCCUUCACGAUCAACUACAGGUUUACUUUAUAAUGAUGUGUUAGAAACUUGCAGCUUCAAAAAUGGAAUGCAAAUAGAAGGUUCUCUUUGGGUUUGUUUUCAUGGAGUUAAACUGGAGCAGCCUCUGAAGCAUUAUUCGGGUGACAUCCUUUGGGUCCCUCCGCUCUGCACACCCGCUCAGUCUUCUCUCCCGGCCCCUUGACUGCACACACCCCUGUUUGCCUGAAGAUCUCCUGACUCGUCGCCAGCCACAGAGGCUCGAAAGCUCUGGUUGUUAAGCAUAACGCAAUGCUUAGACCUGUCAGCCAUAAAAAAAAAAACAAAAAACAGAAAAAAAAAAACGCGACUUGGAUAACUUGUAUGCCUUCUUUUGUAUCAAUGUACCAAUUGUAAAUAACGCUGAUCAACCUUUGUAGAGAAUAGUUUAUACAGCAUAUUCUAUUAUUGCUGAUUCUCAGUGAACUCCUGUUUUAAAAAAGGAAAAAAAGAAAUUUUCUAUUUACCUUCUAUUUUGUUAUGCUGUCGGCCCAUGGCACUUUAACAAAACUCUGUGGGUUUUAUGUAGCUGGUCAGUCAUGGGGUAUAUUAAAUAACUGUUGUUGCACAGACAAGAAUUUGCACCUGCUCAUUUGUCCUUUCCUACUACCGAUUUUAGAACCUUUUCCAGAAGAAUUUUGAAGAAAGCAUGUCCAAUCAUCCUGAACAAAUGCCACACUUGUGGAGUGGGUUUCCUUUCUACGAUCCAUAUUUUGUAACACUAAGUAUUUUCCUUCUUUGUCCCGCACCUUUAUGUAUUAGCACUAUCAGAUAGAAUUCAUUCCAUGCCUGUGAUAUUGUAAGCAGAAUUAAUGUCUAAAGUAGGUGUAAAUAGUAAAUUCUAUGGCUUACAGUUUUAAAAGGAAAGAACAAACACGUAUCUAUUGAUACUGCCAUGGUUCAACACCAGGCCUGGAAAUAUUCUCCAGUGAGCGAUUGUAUUUUUUUUUUUUUUGCUUUUUUUUUUUUUUUGUAACAUGGCUUUGUAAAUAAAAUAAUUUAUAU